AUGGACGCCCCUGCCGACCCACGACUGCGCGCCAGGCAGCAGGCUGCCGCCGCUGCACCUCCACCACCCCCGCCGCCGCCAGCUGAGCCCGCUUCCAUGGGCAUGGACGGCGCCAGCGACGCGCACGCAGAGCAGAAUAUGGUACCCGACGAUAGCUUCAAGCUCAAGUUCUGCACUGUGUGUGCGAGUAACCAGAACCGCUCCAUGGAAGCUCAUCUUCAGCUUGCCUCAGCCCAUCUCCCUACCAUUAGCUUUGGCACUGGCUCUCUGGUCCGUCUUCCCGGUCCGACCAUCACGCAGCCCAACGUCUACAACUUCAACAGCACUACCUACCGCGCCAUCCACGAUGAGCUCGCUGGCCAGAACACUGCGCUCUACACCCACAACGGCCUGCUUAACAUGCUCGGUCGCAACUUGAACAUCAAAGGCUACCCUGAGCGCUUCCAAGACUGGGUGCCCGGCAAGCCUCGUUUGGACCACGCCGAAGACAAAGGCUCGCAGGGUACUGAAUCUGGUGUCGUCGACGUCGUCAUAACGUGCGAGGAGCGCUGCUUCGAUGCUGUGCUGGAAGAUCUCCACAACAAGGGCGGAAAGCUCAACCGUCCUGUCCACGUCUUCAACGUCGACAUCAGGGAUAACCACGAAGAAGCCCUCGUUGGCGGCAAAGCUAUCCUCGACCUUGCGCUCAGCCUGAACGAGGCCGCUGCCAAGGAGAGAGAACAACAUGGCGAUAGCGGGUGGCAAUCCGGUGGCGGAGCUGCUCGAUCUGGCUUUGACGAGCGCGUCCCCGACAUACUCGCUACCUGGCAAGAGCGCUGGCCCAACAUGCCCGCGCUCUGGAGUUUGGCUUGGGUCUAG
Alternaria ethzedia is the source of this 858-nucleotide messenger RNA. RefSeq names its product RNA polymerase II subunit A C-terminal domain phosphatase (gene SSU72). Gene Ontology annotation, molecular function: RNA polymerase II CTD heptapeptide repeat phosphatase activity. Bases 1 to 858 code for a protein of 285 amino acids. The record is from RefSeq and is a predicted model, not a curated record. Gene Ontology annotation, biological process: termination of RNA polymerase II transcription. The transcript is spliced from 2 exons. Gene Ontology annotation, cellular component: mRNA cleavage and polyadenylation specificity factor complex; nucleus. NCBI's taxonomy places the organism in Eukaryota, Fungi, Ascomycota, Dothideomycetes, Pleosporales, Pleosporaceae.